GGGGUGGAGCAGAACAGACAGACUAUUCAAUUUCCCAAUAUCUAGGCGUAAUUAUCCGCUUUAACAGUGUCUAGGGUUUUGCGUCUUUUAAUCUUUCUUUUAUAUAUAUUCCUUUUCUCUGAUUGGGGGCUUUCGAAAAGUGAAUCAAAGAUUUUUUUUUUUAAUCUUCCGCCAUGAGUGAGGAAGCUCUUAGGGUUGCAGAAGAAUCGAACCGACGAGCUGUUCCACUUAGGGUGCCUAGAGCUUGUACGUUAGUACCGGUCGAUUACGCAGAGCAACUGAUUAGCAACGAUGAUGACGAAGAUUUGGGAAGCAAGCCGAAGCCUAAACGGGGAAGACCUCGUAAAAAUCCUGAAGGUACGAAUGAUACGCCGAAGGCUAAACCGGUCAGGCCUCGGAAGAAUCCCGAAGAAGAAGAAGACCAGAAGACGAGUGAUAAACCGAAGGCUAAAUUAGGCAUUCCUCCGAAAAAUCCCGAAGAAGAAGACAAGAAGACGAGUGUUAAACCGAAGGCUAAACCGGGAAGGCCUCGGAAAAAUCCUAAGAUGAAUGAUACACCGAAAGCUAAACCGGGAAGACCUCCCAAAACUACGAGUGAUACACCAAAGGCUAAACCGGGCAGGCCUCGGAAGAAUCCUGAAGAAAAUCAACAGACUAAUUAUACACCAAAGGCUAAACCGGUCAGGCGUCGGAAGAAUCCUGAAGAAGAAGAAGACCGGAAGACUAAUGAUAAGCCGAAGGCUAAACCGGGCAGGCCACGGAAAUAUCCCGUCAACGGAGAAGACGAAAAGUCAACGGAGAAAGUUGACGAAUGUGUUAACGGGGUCGCUUGUGUAGAGAAGGAGGAGAAUGGAGCUGGCCAGAUUAUUCCUUAUGAUAAUGGAAUGCCAAGGUUCGAUAAGGUCUAUGCGUCUCGUAAAAGGCCGUUGAAAGAAGUCGAUGGAGAAGAUAAGGAGAAUAAGGAGGAAGUUACUGUUAAGGUGAGCAAGAAGAGGCCUAGGAAAGUGGUGAUAGGUUGUCUCAACAAAGACGAGGAAAAUGCUGAAGAAUCGGAGUCCAUGAUGUGUCAUCAAUGUCAACGAAACGAUAAUGGGGAGGUAGUGCGGUGUCAGAAUUGCUGCAAUAGGAAACGUUAUUGCCACAAAUGCUUAGCAAAUUGGUACCCUCACAUUCCACAUGAAGACAUUGCCACGAAAUGCCCCUUUUGCUGGAAUACUUGCAAUUGCAGAGCAUGCUUGCGUCUAGAUACUAAAAUGGAAUUAAAUUCCGACCUCAAGGUCAGCAAGGAUGAAGAAAUCCAAUGCUCUAAGUAUAUUCUGAAAAAGCUUCUCCCACAUCUGAAGGAAAUAAACGAUGAACAAGUUCUUGAGAUGGAAGCUGAGGCAAAUAUAUCAGGACCGGCGUUUGGAGAGGUGAAGCCUGAAGACAUUAACUGUGACCCUAAAGAAAGACUAUACUGUGAUAGCUGCAAGACUGCGAUCUUUGAUCUUCAUAGACAUUGCUCGAUCUGUGGUUCUGAUAUCUGCAUUGCUUGUGCCAUGGAGAUCCGAAAAGGAAAGCUUCAGGCCUGUCAGGAGGAUGUUUCUUGGAAUUAUAUUAGCAGAGGUUUCGAUUAUCUACAUGGAGGAAAAGAAAAAAAUGUUACGGAUGAUAAGCUGGAGCUGGAUUCAUUACUUGCUAUUGUCAAGUCCUCAUCUACUUGGAAAGCAGACCAAGUUGGAAUCAUUACUUGCUGUUGUGGUGAGGGUUUUCUAGAGUUGAAAAGCAUACUUCCUGAUGGUUGGGUAUCAGAAUUGGUCAAAAAGGUUGAAGAAACUGUUGAAGCCAAUAAUCUUUUUGAUUUACCUGAAAUGGCCACAGAGAGAUGCCCUUGUUUUAACUCUGAAGGUCAUAUUGACAUUGAAACCAACAAAAACUUGUUAAAGGCUGCAUGUCGACAAGGAUCAGAAGACAAUUAUCUAUAUUUUCCAAGUUCUCAGGAGAUUAAUCUGAAGCAUUUCCAGCAUCAUUGGGCAAAAGGAGAGCCUGUGAUUGUGAGGAACGUGCUUGAGGCCACAGCUGGUUUAAGCUGGGAACCAGGCGUUAUGCAUCGUGCCUGCCGUCAGAUAAGAAAUACCAAGCAUGAAACACUUCUGGAUGUUAAUGCUAUUGAUUGUCUGGACUGCUGUGAGGGAUCGAUUAAUCUUGCUGAAUUCUUUGCCGGUUACAAAAAGGGCCGUUAUGAUCGUAAGGAUUGGCCAAGUGUUCUGAAACUGAAAGAUUGGCCUCCUUCGAAGAGCUUCAAGGAAAACUUGCCGCGUCACUGUGAGGAGUUCUUAUGCAGUUUGCCGUUGAAGCAGUACACUCACCCGGUUAGUGGGCCUUUAAAUCUCGCCGUGAAGUUGCCUGAUGAGUGCUUAAAGCCAGACAUGGGACCAAAGACUUACGUUGCUUAUGGAUUUGCCCAAGAAAUGGGCCGUGGAGAUUCAGUAACCAAGCUCCACUGCGACAUGUCUGAUGCGGUUAAUGUGCUGACGCACAUAAGUGAAGUGACCAUUAAAGAUGAUAAAAAGAAUUCCAAAAUAGAAAAACUGAAGAGGAAGCAUGCUGAACAAGAUGUCAAGGAGCUGUUUUGCUCGGUUUCUAACUACAAGGAAAAGAUGGAGAUUCUUGAAAACACAAGUGAAGAAGAAGUCAAGAACCUUGAAGCUGAUGGAGGAGCUCUUUGGGACAUUUUCCGUAGAGAAGAUGUUCCAAAAUUAGAGAAAUACCUUCUGAGUCAUCACAAAGAGUUCCGUCAUUUCUUCUGCUCCCCCGUGUCUAAGGUGGUUCAUCCAAUACAUGACCAGUCUUUCUAUCUGACGCGAUAUCAUAAAAUGAUUCUGAAAGAAGAAUACGGCAUUGAGCCAUGGACGUUUGUUCAGAAGCUUGGAGAUGCUGUGUUAAUACCUGUAGGCUGCCCUCAUCAAGUCAGGAACUUGAAGUCUUGUACAAAGGUGGCACUUGACUUCGUCUCACCUGAAAAUAUCAGUGAGUGUUUCCGCUUAACAAAGGAGUAUCGUCUGCUACCCCCAAACCAUCAUUCAAAAGAGGACAAGUUGCAGAUAAAGAAUAUGGUAGUGUUUGCAAUCGAUAAGGCUCUCAAAGACUUGGAUCCAAAUUAUAAGUCUCCUGUAGCUAAAGAGGAGAAAAAUGUGAGGAAGACGACUGGAAGGAAGCGUAAAAACUGACAGAUUACGAAUGGAGCUAUUGUUUUGGAUUAUCUGUCUGUUGUUGUUGUUUUAGUAUUAGCAAAGGAGCGUGUGAGAAGAAAUUUUCUUUUGUACCUUCUCCUCCUUAAUCACCUAACUCUAUACUCUGUUGUCGAAGUUUCUGAAGCUGUAGUAACUAAACUCAUGAUAUUGUGGAAAUAUAAUUUAAUUCUUGAUUAGAUUGA
Raphanus sativus (radish) is the source of this 3415-nucleotide messenger RNA. Its product is annotated as lysine-specific demethylase JMJ25. Lineage: Eukaryota; Viridiplantae; Streptophyta; Magnoliopsida; Brassicales; Brassicaceae. Gene Ontology annotation, molecular function: chromatin DNA binding; transcription coregulator activity; histone H3K9 demethylase activity. Gene Ontology annotation, biological process: regulation of transcription by RNA polymerase II. Gene Ontology annotation, cellular component: histone deacetylase complex; chromatin. The transcript has 13 exons. Bases 174 to 3209 code for a protein of 1011 amino acids. The record is from RefSeq and is a predicted model, not a curated record.